Paecilomyces variotii is the source of this 1726-nucleotide messenger RNA. Its product is annotated as DNA-directed RNA polymerase III subunit Rpc5. Gene Ontology annotation, biological process: DNA-templated transcription. Lineage: Eukaryota; Fungi; Ascomycota; Eurotiomycetes; Eurotiales; Thermoascaceae. The transcript has 3 exons. Bases 364 to 1344 code for a protein of 326 amino acids. The record is from RefSeq and is a predicted model, not a curated record. Gene Ontology annotation, cellular component: RNA polymerase III complex; nucleus.
CGAUAAACCCAGAAAAAAGUUACUGCCGCCACUUCGGACUUCAAUGUCCCUCCGCAAGAAGUCCGACAAGAUCUCCUCAACGCCUUGCGCCAAUGGACUUGCGAGUUUAAUGCUCAUGUAACAAGAACUUCGACAUUCUAGUUCUUCAUUUUUUCGUGACUCCAUCGUCUCCUUCGAAUAAACACGUUUGUGCGGGGUCUUCCUGCACUUUGUUCGGCGUUGAACAAAGCUUUCCAGGCAUCUUCGCAAAUCCUCAGCUGGAGAGAUAACUUCUCAAGCCACACUGUUCUGAAUCAGGCAUUGAAAUAUACCUCCUCCCUUUUAGACUGUCAGCAGAUUCUGCCUAGCUGGAACCGCACCACCAUGACGGAUUCCGAUCCCGUCGUCGCGUCCUACGACGUCUACCUUACAGAUUCUCAAAUAUCCCGCUUCGUCCUACAGUACCUCGACAGGCCCACGAACCGCGCAUACGAUGAACGCAACAAUCAGAAGCCCACUAUGAUGCGAUUGAAGCCCCAAACGGGUCUCGUCGAGGUCGACGUCCCCAUUGACACGAGGGUAAAUUACGACGUUGGCAAAGGACUACGAUACGGAGAUGCGCUGCGGAAAAGCCGCGUUACGAGGGAAGGGGGUGCAUAUGGAAUGGCUGGAGGUUUUCAGGCCGGAGGUGCCGUGGCCGGUGCGGGCAGCAGGGUUAAGAUUGAAGGAGGUGAUGCGGAGGCAGCGGAAUUAUUGGAUGAGAAGAAGGGCGAUGGCGGUGCUACUGUACUGCGCACGCAGACUCUAGGUGGAAGGAUUAAGCCUCCGGAGGAUGGUGAUCCUGUCUAUAUGCUGGGUGCUUUUCGAGGAAGUGACCUUCACCUUUCCCCGGUUUCUGCAGUGGUACAGUUACGUCCUCAGCUUCACCAUCUGGACGCUUCAGAGGAAGUUUCUUCGAAAGGAAGAGGGGCCAGAGCGAAGAAAGACAUUGAAGAAGAUACUCCGACGCGGUCAGCAGAGACUGAAGCGCGGGCUAUCGACGUGAAAGUCAAGUCAGCAGAGGGUGGAGAGGCCUUGAUUCCCGGUAACCUCGAUCUCCUCAAACGAAUGCAAGAUGAGCAAUGGACGAGAUAUGACUGGGUUGAUGCAGAGACUCAAGACGCAUGGGACAGAUAUGAGAGCUACAUGAUCCACCAACAGCCUGAAGAACUACCGCAACUGCACUCUGCUAUCAGCAGCGAAGACUAUCUAGACGGCAUGAGCGCUCCGCGAAUAGAUCCCGCCCAUCCGGAGCUGAGCGGUUGGGCAAUGAAGCAGAACCGACAGAAGCAGAAGGAAGUGGGAAGUGAUGUCGAGGAGGGAUGAUGGGAGAAUCCUUGUUUACAAAACAAUUCAUUUUGCAUCUUCAGCGCCUGGAACAGUUACAACCGGUGGCAAACCGUCUUUCAGCCUCUAUCAUACGGAAUUAGUUAAGUUAGCAAAGGCACAGAGUAGAAUCUAUGCAUUAAAUGCUUCACCGCCGGGAGAGUUGCCGCCAACCAACAUCCAGAGCAGAAAAGGCGGAAUAGACCUGGAACCCAUUGUGUGCAGGUCGCCACCUUGUUAGUCCAAAAGAACAUCCAUUCUGCCAGUGUCAGUGGAUCCGAUUGAGUCGCGCGAUAAUAAUAUAGGGCGAUCAAUUCCUUAACAAUAAUGAUUAUUCUUCCACUAGCAGUUCCAGUCUCUGUUGGCCAAUCAGACACGGUAA